AUGACAAUCAAUACCGAUCAAUUGGAUGUUCCAGCCAUGGAAGACAACUCAAGUUUUUGGGACAGUUUGAUAUAUGCACACCCAAUCUGUGUCAACUGGAAGUCGGAAGCAGAAGGAUCAAUCUAUCAUUUGGCCAGUAUCUUGUUCGUUGUUGGCUACAUGGGUGGAAGUGGCAUUUUUGGCCUGCUCUACGUCUUCUUUUUGCUUGGACUAGGUUUUCUCUGCUCGUCUGUCUGGUCAUGGCUGGAUGUCUGUGCAGCUGACAUUUUCUCUUGGAAUUUUAUACUGUUUGUGAUAUGCUUUGUACAGUUCAUUUAUGUGGCCUACCAAGUCCGGAGUGUUGCCUUUGACAAAGAAUUCCAGGAGCUUUACCUUGCUAUGUUCCGGCCCCUGGGGAUUUCAAUGACAAUUUUUAGAAAGAUCAUCCUGUGCUGUGAUGAAGAAGUAGUUACACUGGAGAAGGAGCACUGUUAUGCCAUGCAGGGCAAAACACCAAUUGAUAAGCUCUCCUUGCUUCUGUCAGGAAGGUUUGUAUCAUUCUUACACCCUGCUUGUAAAUUUAGAAACAGAACAAUAAUCAAGAAUGUUAUCUUUUUCUUUUUCUUUUGUUCCUGCUUAAACUGAUUGCAGUAGGCUCAGCAUUUCUGACACUUUAAACUUGAGUGCAAAAACAUUUCUACUACCAAAGAUGCCACAGCUUAAGGAGGGGAAGAAGGGUGUGUUUUAAUUAUCACUUGUAGUCUACAAAUCCAUGCAAGUGCCAAAAAACAUUAACUCUGCAGCUUCUGGUGAGACUUCGCUUCCCUGGAAGAAUAGCUUUCAUAAUUUUUCUUUCUUUUUUCUAUAAAAAGCACCUAUAUAAAUAAAAAAUGUAAAGAGAAAUGACUGCUUGGAAGUGUGAAUUGAGUUUUAGAAAAUAGGAUUACCAGGCAGUGUGUGUUUCUCUUUCCCCUCUUCAUAGCAGAUUCCCUUUUUACAUUGCUCUGCCUCCCUCCUUGCCCUCAGCCAUGCUUUCUGCUAUGUAAUGUAAAGUCUAAAAAUUAACUUGGAUACUGUAUUUCUGAACACUAAAUUAAGUAACCUUGUUCACCACUGUGUAUUCUCUAAAACCAUUCUGCUUUAUGAGUGUGUGUUGUCACAAAACAGACAAGGUAAUGGAGGAGAGCAGUGCUUUCUAUGUGACCAGUUUCAUCUCUUUGAAGAUCUGGGAAUUGAGAGAUCUUUUUUUUAAAAAAAAUCCUUAAAUUGGUGUGUGAGUUGUGCCUAAUGUGCCACCAAUCUAGGGGAAGCUCCAUCUGUCACAUUGUCGAUAGAAGAUAUGGCACAUUUUCUGGUCCCUGUGUGUCAGCAGAGAUCUGCUGCCUGUACGUGGUAGCCCUUCUGAAACUGGCAAAUGCCAAUCAAGGCCACCAUUUUGUUUCCAGCAGUGGUCAGCCAAGUACUUUUGGAAAUUCAUAAGCAGUGCUUGAAGGCAAGUCCUCUCCUGUUUGCUCAUAGGCAUUCUGACUCUGAAUACUGGUUUCAUUUACAUGUUGGCCAAUAGCAAUGGAUUGACCUACCUUCCAUAAUGUUGAAUAAUCCUUUUUAAAAAGGUUUUCUAAGCAAGCAUGGUGCCACCACAUCUUGAUGGUAACAACAUCCAUCAGUUAACACCCAAUGCAUGAAAUAUAUGUCUCAAAAUCGGACCCCCUCCUUCCUGCCUCCAUAUAUAGUCGGGUAUCCAUGCUCAGAUACAUAUUUGGAUGUGCAUUCGAUUCCUGAUCCAGUAACUGAUCUGUGAACACAUCGCUUACUUGGAUCAGAGUGCAGAAACACAUAAUGGUCCACUUUUGUACAGUUUUGGAAAACUUCACCAAAGGAAGGAGGAUCUCAGUUAUAAAAAUAUCAGUGCACAGAUAUAAUUUUAGCAAAAUGAUAAAAAGGCUGGGUUAGUCCUAAAGACACAUUAUUCCUCAAUGCAGCUCCCUUAUUCCUCUGGCGCUGUAGCUUAUGAGUCAGGCUUAUCUUUUGGGAUGGAUGACUUUGAGAAGUGCAAACUCCUGUUUGUUUCUUGUACGUGGACUCUGUUUUAUACAUUUUUGUGUUCUGAAAAACUCAGUGCAAAGGAGAUUCAGGAACUCUUCAGGAAGACAUGAAUAGGAAUUAUUUUUUGUUCCUUGCAUGUGCAAAUGGUAUUAUUAAUGUAUUGUCACUUGCUGCUUAUAACAUUUGAAAGAUGAACAUUUUAUGUAUGAAAUUUAUUAUCCAACUUCCCAACAUAAUUUGGCAUAAAAAUGGAAAACUUUGAACUGUGUGAGAUAACGUUUAAUAUCUGCUCUCUUUGAUAUCCUGCAGUAUGUCUAGUAUUCACCCAAAAUGAAAAUGAAGCUCUUUUGAUUGUUAUGAAAUCUGUGGAAACUAAAUUUUAUCCAUACCCAGCCGUUGCUUUUUUAAAAGAACUAAUCUAAUUCCUUUUCUCUGUGCUAACAAUAUUAACACACUGCUCUGUUUUGUUAGGAUCAGAGUGACAGUGGAUGGGGAAUUUCUGCAUUAUAUUUUCCCCCUCCAGUUUCUGGAUUCUCCUGAAUGGGAUUCACUAAGACCCACAGAAGAAGGCAUUUUUCAGGUAGGGGGAUUUUGCAGAUAUGAUGGAUAAUCUAACAUCCUCUCUUUCGCAGAAUCCAAGAUGCAAAGACUCCAGCAACUGCUCAGCCAAAAUGAAAGCUUGCUUGAGGACAAAGGUCCUUUCUAAUGAUGUAGAGCAUUCAAACUGGAGUAAACAUUUGAGGAUGCUAUGGAUUUAGAUCUUUUUUAUUUCCUUCUUCCAUCCAGCAGCAGUGAAAUCACAGGUGCUUACAGGCAGAAACACUCAACAUGAGAAUUUGUGUAAAUACUCGUAUCUGGGAUAGCUUGCAAUGCCAGCCAGUGAGGUUUCCCUGAUAUUGAGGCUCUCUCUGCACAGGUGCUACAAAUUCAAAGAGCCAAGCAUUCUUUUACUAACAUCUGCACACACGUAAUGCAGAAAAUAGGGUUGCGAAAUAAGUGAUUGAUUAUAUUUCAUAGUGAGGCCUUUAAAAAAAAUGAUGAUGGAAGUAAAAAGAUUUCCAGAUCCAGAGAGAACAUUUUGAAAGCUUUUCUCUUGCUCCUCAUUCCACCUUAUAAGCCCAUUUCUUAAGCUGAUAUAAUUGGAAACAGAUCUAUUGAUUUGCCAUUUGUACAGAACACAUGCUCCUCCUCCUGUCUGCACAUGCACAGCAUUCUUUAAACCAAUGGUUUUCAACCAGUAUGCCGUGGCACCCUGCGGUGCCUUGGAUGAUGGUCAGGGGUGCUGCGGGCAACACUGUCCCUCUUUCUUUCCCUCCCUCCUCUGAUGCUCUCUUGCAUCUCUGCCUCCCAAGAGACUUGCACAGCUGCUUGUUGCCGCAGUCCUGGCUACAAGCUCCCCAGGUGAAUGGUGCCUCUGGGGCUGGCCAGGAUGUACUUUCCAGGCCCCUGUGGGGCAGUGGGAGGAGGCACCUCUCUUUGGGGCAAGGGGGACAGGUCAGAGACCAGCGGUGGCAGCUGCCUAGAGGACUCCCAAGGAGAGGGAGAGGAGGCUGAGGGAACACUCCACAAGGGAGGGGGUUCGUAAAAGGGUGAGAGGCGGCUAGCUCUGCAAGCAAGGGGUGACUUAACUGGAUUCCUGAGCCCCACAGGGGUGCUACAGAAAGACUUUAGUUGGUCAAGGGAGCUGUGGACUCAAAAAGGUUGAAAACCUCUGUUUUAAACUGUAAAAAUGGACCCUCCCCGGAGUAUAAAAGGUUACAGAGUAGGGUGGAGAGUGUAUGCCCUCAACUGGUCUCUCAAAAGAUGUCCCCACUUGCUGCCCCCAUAUAUAGUCGGUAUCCACGCUCAGAUACAUAUUUGGAUGUGCAUUCAGUUCCUGAUCCAAUAACUGAUCUGGGAACACAUCUCUUCGUUGCAUCAGAAUGAGGAAACACAUAAUGGUCCACUUUCCUUCACCAAAGGAAGGAGGAUCUCAGUUAUAAAGACAUCAGUGCACGGAUAUAAUUUUAACUUUCUGUGUUCUCUCUCCUUCCCCUUCCCUCUCUCUCUCUCAAUGUUUCUUUCAGGUAACCCUCACAGCAGAAACAGACUGUCGAUAUGUGGCCUGGAGGAGAAAAAAAAUGUAUUUACUCUUUGCUAAACACCGAUUCAUCUCACGGAUAUUUUCGAUUCUGAUUGGGAAUGACAUUGCCGAUAAGCUCUAUGCCCUGAAUGACAGAGUGAACCUGGGGAAAGGAUUCCGAUGUGACAUCCGCUUACCAAACUUCUAUCAUGUGUCCAUUCCAGAGGCACCCAAAAUGCAACCUGUAAACCAGAUUCAGCACAGUUCAAGACAACAUUAA
Molecule: messenger RNA, 4367 nt
Organism: Podarcis lilfordi (Lilford's wall lizard)
Lineage: Eukaryota; Metazoa; Chordata; Lepidosauria; Squamata; Lacertidae
Source: the annotation of a GenBank genome assembly